Messenger RNA from Scatophagus argus, 1606 nucleotides. RefSeq names its product homeobox D3a (gene hoxd3a). Gene Ontology annotation, molecular function: RNA polymerase II cis-regulatory region sequence-specific DNA binding; DNA-binding transcription factor activity, RNA polymerase II-specific. The transcript is spliced from 4 exons. The coding region runs from base 302 to 1492 and encodes 396 amino acids. NCBI's taxonomy places the organism in Eukaryota, Metazoa, Chordata, Actinopteri, Scatophagidae. Gene Ontology annotation, cellular component: nucleus. The record is from RefSeq and is a predicted model, not a curated record. Gene Ontology annotation, biological process: regulation of transcription by RNA polymerase II.
UGGAAAUGUCUGAAAAACAGCAAGAUCAGGUUUAGGACAGCAUUGUCUACAGACAAAGGCUGAAGGAUUUAUUCUAGAGACUGCGUGGAAAGGAACUGAGGCUGAGAGAGAAACCGGUUUAUGACAAAUUGAUUCUCAGGUCGUGGUGGGAGCAGUGAUGAAUGCGUGAGGGAUACAAAACAGAUUUGCGCGGAUUUCGGUCACAGACUGGAGCAACGGUGGGAAACACCAAUCACGUGAAUACACAACAUCCAUGCCAUUGGAUAGAGUUGCACUGGCUUAUUGGCUUUGAAUCCACAAAAUGCAGAAAGCAACAUACUACGAUAACUCUGGACUUUUUGGGGGCUACACUUACCCCAAACCAGACUCUUACAACUACGGCCCCGCUCAUCAGUCCUACCCUGCUGCUAACAUCGAGAGUGACUACCAGGGCUCAGUGUGUCCCAUCCAGACCUCUGCUGUCCGGCCACCAGCCCUUAAAGACAGUGACCUGAACGGAGACUGCAUGCGGCAAGGCAGCAGUCAAAGCAACAGCAGCAGCCAGUCCACGAGUAUUGGGGAGCAGCAGGCUCCUCCACUGUCCGCAUCAUCUCCCAGCUCUAACAGCUCUGCAUCCCAGAAGAAGAAAUCCCCAUCCAGCAGCACUUCUAACAGUGCCACACCAGCCCUCACAAAGCAGAUAUUCCCCUGGAUGAAGGAGACCCGGCAGAACGCAAAGCAGAAGAGCAACAACUGCACCACUGCAGGUGGCGAGGUGAGUGAUGAGAAGAGCCCACCGGGACCAGCCUCCAAACGGGUCAGAACUGCGUACACUAGCGCACAACUGGUGGAGCUGGAGAAGGAGUUUCACUUUAACCGCUAUCUCUGUCGCCCUCGGAGAGUGGAAAUGGCAAAUCUGUUGAAUCUCACCGAGCGCCAAAUAAAGAUCUGGUUUCAAAACAGGAGGAUGAAAUACAAAAAGGACCAGAAGUCCAAAGGGCUCGCACACUCUCCCCUGGGACACUCCCCGGAUAGAAGCCCGCCGCUGAGUGGCCCAAAUCACAUUGGAUACUCUGGCCAGCUCCAAAACGGCCUCAGCUAUGACGCGCCCUCGCCCCCGUCCUUCGCCAAGCCCCAGCAAAACAUGUACGGUUUGGCCGCGUACACGGCACCCUUGGGUGGCUGCAUCCCGCAACAGAAGAGGUACCCGGGCUCCGAGUACGAACACCACGGCAUGCAGAGCAACGGCGGCUUUGCCAACGCCAAUUUGCAAGGCAGCCCCGUUUAUGUGGGUGGGAAUUUUGUUGAUUCCAUGCCAGCUUCGGGCCCCAUGUUCAACCUCGGCCAUCUUCCCCACCCCUCAUCCACCAGUGUGGACUACAGCUGUGCCGCUCAGAUCCCAGGAAACCACCAUCAUGGACCCUGUGAUCCCCAUCCCACAUACACAGACCUCACCUCUCACCAAGCGUCUCAGGGAAGGAUUCAGGAAGCGCCUAAACUCACGCAUUUGUAAUAUGUGGUUCCUGUGUGUGCGUGUGCGUGCGUGUGCGUGUAUGUGUGCCAAAAUUAUGUUGCGCUCUUUUUAUUACCUCACUAGUCUAAUAACUACACUCCAAGCGAGUAGUGU